Molecule: messenger RNA, 1200 nt
Organism: Odocoileus virginianus texanus
Lineage: Eukaryota; Metazoa; Chordata; Mammalia; Artiodactyla; Cervidae
Product: immunoglobulin alpha Fc receptor-like
Cellular component (GO): plasma membrane
Source: RefSeq, a predicted model, not a curated record
AUACUUCCUGUGGGUCUCACUGUCUCGUGAGACUCUGUCAUCUGUUGAUGCUCACUGUCAAGAGGCUAACUGAGCUGAGGCUGGCCGUGCAGAACCAUGGCCCCCAAAGACACCACCUUCUUCUGUCUCGUGCUCUGUCUUGGCCAGAGGAUUCAGGCACAGGAUGGGAACUUUCCCAUUCCUAUCAUAUCUGCUAUGCCCAGUUCUGUGGUUCCCUGGAAUGGGUCGGUGAAGAUCUUGUGCCAGGGAACCCUUGCAUCUUACCUGUACCAGCUGGAGAUCCUGGAAAACCUCACCUACAGAGUGGUGGAGAAGAAGCUGGGAUUUCAGGAGGUGGCGGAGUUCGUCAUUAACCACAUGGAUACAAACACCGCAGGGCGUUAUCAGUGCCGAUAUGGGAGAGAACACCGCUGGUCAGCGCCUAGUGCACCCCUGGAGCUGGUGGUGACAGGCUUCUACGACAAACCCUUUCUCUCCACCGAUGAGGGCCAGGUGGCGAUGCCAGGGGAGAAUAUUUCCCUCCGGUGCAGUUCAGCACACAUGUCGUUCGACAGAUUUUCACUGAGCAGGCCGGGAGGGGCCACCCUGUCACGGCACCGAGAUGCAAGACUCCAGGGGGACUUCACUCUGGGUCCUGUGAACCUCAGCUUCUCAGGAGUCUACACAUGCUAUGGCUGGCACAGCGGCCGCCCCUAUGUAUGGUCAGCCCCCAGCAAUGCCCUGGAGCUGGUGGUCACAGGUACCACGAGCCAAGAUCACACGACGGAGAACUGGAUUCGGAUGGGCAUGGCAGGGCUGGUCCUCAUAGUCCUCUUGGCCAUUCUGGCUGAAAAUCAGCUUGGCCCUCAGGUUCUACACCAGAAAGACCAGAAAGAUCUUCCUGACCUGAGCUGGAGUCGACAGAAAAGUCAGACAGAAUGGACCUUUAGACUAACUCCUAAGGACCACCAGGGAUACUCCUAGAGCGGAUGCUUCUUAGAAGAGCCAGCAUCUGUGAAGUCCUAUGCAGUUGGACUCUCCCUUGGAGAGCACAAGGGAGACGGAGGUAUGAAGAAGCUUGGAUCCCCUUUCAAACCAAUCAAAUGGUAUUUUCUUAUAUGCAUAUAAUAUAUUUGCAUUCCACCUUUCUAGACAUAGUUGAGAAUAUUCUCAGUAUCAUCUUGGCUGAACUCAUUUCCUGCGAUAAGAAAUAAUGUAAAG